CCAAACUCAGUAUCUAUCUACAUAUUACACUUUGGUAUGGAUACAGAACCAAAAAUCAAAAGAACGACACAAGGUCGAGUACAAAAAAAAAAAAAAAAAAUCUAACCACCAAAUGUGCUACUUUAUUACUAAUCUGACAUACAAAUCGUACAACAAAACCAUUACGGAGCGCCAAUGGAUAGACAUAUGAAUACCUCAAAAAGGACCACUGAGUAACUAUGCCACGUAUCUGCUAGGGUUAUCUUUUCAAUGACCACAUUCGCAAUAGUGCAAAGUUGUACAUCAAUAAUUGAAAAAAAAGGCUUGAAAUGGUAUAUUUGUUUAUGGGUGGUUCAAGAGUUAUGAACUUAUGAUAAUAAUAAUAAUAAAAACUCAUAUAUAAAAGGGCAACAGCAACCACGUUAUAUAUAGGGAGGCAUGAAUGGGUACACCUCAACCAUAGAAAUAUCAUAAAGGAAAGAACUGAAAGGAACAGUGGAGAAGAAGUUUGGCAAGAUUCCCGAAUCACACAUGAGUUGGUUUCCCCUUUUUCCAUAUCUCACCAGAAGAAGAAAUAAUCUCUAAUAUAAUCUCUAUGAUAUCUUUAAAAAAGUUCAUAACGUUAAAUAGACAAAAAGGCUACUCUUCCUAAAACGAGUGAUUUCCCAUUUAUUUUGUUUGCUUCGGUUUUACUUCACCACGGGAGGACCAAAUAAUUCCUCCUGGACUUGUCACUUUUGUUUGCUGUCCCGACUUGAUUGAUUUCUAUGAUCAGUAAUGAUGAAAGCUUUGCGCAAUCUCAAACAAUAGUUUCCGAUUGUGUUGGGUGAUGGGCUUUGGCCCAUGAAUGCAUGUAUCCAUGUACGUAUAUAUGUAGCUUGCGUAGUCCUUGUUAAUUAGGAGUUACCUACUGCCGAGUCAUCUCCCUCCACUCGGGUAAUGUGUGAGAAGAGAGGUCGAUUGGGUAUGGCACGAUUCAGAGGCUUUGGUUUAACAGGUUUGACGGGGAGGACCAGUCUCUCAACCGUUGCUUGAAGAAGCCUAUCACGACGUCGUAAUGCCUAUAUACGAUGGCGUCCUACUUACUCCGCAUAGUCGUCAUUAGCCGAUGGUAAUUAGCCACUCGUACAACUCUUAUUUGUACAUUUAACUGUUCGUUAGUUUAGUCACAGUUUGGUAACUGAUAGUUGUUAAGAGAUGUAAGUAGGUUUUCUCUGCAGCCUAUAUAUGGUGCUUGUAAAGGCUUUUGCGAAUUCACUGAAAAUACUCAGUUUCAUCAAACCCUAUUCUAAUAAUACCAUAGCUUGAGGCUCUUUGCUAGAGUUUCUCCAUGACUUCCACAUAUUCAGGACCAAUGUCUACUACUUCUUCUUGUUUCUCUUCUAACAUAGCUAACCAGCUGGUGCCGCAAUCCAUUAUCUCGAUCAAGUUUAAUGGGAAGAACUACUACAACCUUUGGAGAAGAUCCCUAUGUAUAGUACUGAAGACAAGGAAGAGACUCGUUAUAUUGAUGGGUCUCGACCACAACCAGAUUCUACAAAUACAACAUUUGAAGAAUGUGAUGCUAACAACACAUAGGUACUGGGUUGGAUCCUUAACUAUCUUGAUGAAAUUACUGCUGGGAGUGUACCUAGUAUUGAGAAUCUGGGAGAUUGGAAGAUGAGACAUGGAUAGGCUGAUGUUUUCAGGUUAGCAGAUCUACAAACAUUGAUAUAUUCUUGCAGGCAAGGAACAUCGUUGUAAAUAUGUCAGCAAGUUGAAGCUUGGACCUAACUUGAGUAACUGUAACAAUCUUAUUCAAAAAUGUGUCGUCGAAUCACAUGGCAAUCCACUCCCAUAUAUUUGGUUCUCUCAUGAAACACUAGAUUGUGUGCAAUGUGACUCGCAUACUGAUUAUCACAAAACGUUGUUGCUGGUUAUGUGUGAUUCACUCCCAUUUCUAACAACAAUUUUUUCAACCACACCAGCUCCAAGGAGAGUACAAUAACCAGAAAUAGAUUUUCUCGUAUUUGGACAAGCAGCCCAGUCAGCAUCUAAGUAACCUUUCAACUGUAAAAAGUAUUGGUCUUAAACAAUAAACCUUGAGUUGGAUGAUCUUUAAGGUAUUCGAAAGCAUAAUGUAUAACUUGUAUAUGUUGAUUUGUAUAGCUACUAUACCGCAUAGUUAAUCUGGUCUUGUUGUAGUGAGAUACUUGAACUUCCCAACCAAUCUUCUAUAAAGUGUUGAAUCUGGUAACAUGUUACUUGGUGUAGAUGAAAGUCUGCUUUUCAAUUCUAUAUGUGUCAAACCUGGUUUACAACUAGGGAUGGCAAUGGGUCGGGUCAAGGACGGAUAGUGCAUAUCUGUUACCCUACCCAAAGUAGUUUGGGUUUUGCCCAUGCCCAUACCCACAUGAGAAACGGGUAGAAAAUUCAAACCGUGCCCAUACCCGUUCAAGUUUCGGGUAUCCACGGUUAUCCAUGGGUAAUAGUUUCCCUUUAUAACUCCAACCAAUAUGUUAAUAUGCACACGUAUUCUCAAGUUGCGUAAGACGAAAACUACGACAAUAAUCACUAGAAUGAAGAAAAUUAAUUAAAACAACACAAUUUCAUAAAAAUAUUAUAUUUAUAUGCUAUAUAUAAAAUAUGUUAGAGAAAAGUAUUGAUUAUUUCUAGACAAAAUACAUUUGCAUGUGUAUAAUCAGGUGGGUUCGGGUUGGAUAGUGAGAAAAUCAUGCCCACCCAUUACCCGAAAUAUUCGGGUUCGGGUUUUACCCGUACCCACUAAAAGUCCUUCAGGUUCGGAUUUUACCCUACCCGAUUAGGCUAGAUUCGGGUGGAUAUCCACGGUUACGGAUAUUUUUGCCGUCCUAUUUACAACUAAGGAAUCCAGUCUCCUUGAGCAUAUCCAAACAGUAUUUCCUUUAACAUACAAAUAUUCCUCUGGAGCUUCUAACAAUUUCCAGUCCUAAUAAGUACCCUAGUUUCCCAAAUCUUUUAUCUUGAAUUCCUUAGCUAGGAAUUCUUUUGUUUCCAUGAUUUCUUAAAGCACAUUCCCUGCAAUCCUGAUGCCAUCUACAUAGAGCAAGAAUAUAUGGAUUAUGUCACCUCUGAUCAAAACAUAGAGUAGUCUGCAUGAAACUGCUUGAAUCCAAACUUCAACAAAGAAGCAGUCAGCUUGGCAAACCAUUGUUGUUGGCUUGCUUAAGUCCAUACAAGGAUUUUUUAAGAAGACAAACUUGUUUAUGUCCAGAUUUCGUCACUAUCAACCCUAAGGGUAUUUCCAUAUAUAUUAACUCAUCCAUAUCUCUAUGGAGAAAUUCAUUAUUGACAUCCAUUUGUUGUAAAUGUCAACUCUUCACUGAUGCAACAAACAACAAAGUUUUAACAGUAUUUAUCUUGACAACUAGAGAAUAAGUGUUCAAGAAAUUAAUACUAUAAAUUUUUGUAAUUCCAUUGGCAACCAAACGAGCUUUGUAUCUCUUAUACUUCCAUCUAGAUUUAACUUCACUUAAACACCCAAUGAAAUCCCAAUGACUUUCUGCCAGGUGGUAAAUGCAAAAUUCGCCAAGUCUCAUUGGCUUGCAAUGCCUUCAACUCUUAUAUGAUUGAUUUCCUCCAAUGAUCAUGUUGAAUGGAUUCUCUAUAAGUAUAUGGUUAUUCCAGGUUAAGCACACUGAGAGCAUAAGUUUGGAAUUCUGCGGUAAGAUUUUGGUCAGAAAGGAAAUUGGCCAAAAUGGUCGUAGACUGUGGGCUGAUGUUGGUGGGUUUAAGUUAGGAAUGUUUAUUUUGUAAUUAUGGACAAGGUAUUAUGGUGGUUUGGAUGGUCUAUUUGACCUCCUCCUCUUCGACUGUCACCUCAUCAUCUUCUUCCUGAGGUUGUGCAAAUUCAUCACUUGGACUCUCCUUCAUAUCCUCAAUAUGUGGAAGAGAGGAUGGUUUAGGAAAUGUAAUGGUUUAGUGGAUUUUGGUUUGGUCAGGUAAGAGAGGAGGAGUGGUUGGAUCAAGAAAGGUAUCAAAGUUAAGAGGUUGAGAGGUAGAAUGUGCGAAAGAUAUAGGCUGAGGUAAAUGAUCUAUUCUAUAAGCUAGGGAGAACUUGCUCAUAGAAUUUAACAUCUCUAGAUACAAAGACUACAUGAGAAGACAACUCAAGCAGUUUGUAUCCCUUCAUGCCUGGGGCAAAACUCAAAAAGAGAUAUUUCCUUGUCCUAAUUUCAAAUUUCUUUCCUUUCUAAGACAAAGUUCCAACAUAACACAGGCAGCCAAAAACUCUCAAGACUCUAUAAUCUGGAGAUUUUCCAUAUAGCUUCUCAAAAGAUGUCAUAUCAUUUAAUAUAGAUGAAUGUAAUCUGUUAAUAAGAAACACAGCAAGCAAAACACAAUACGACAAAAAAGAUAAGGAUAAUCCAUAUUGGAAUGUUAAACUCUUGUUCAAUUCAAUACGCAAGGAUGUUUUUUUACCACCCUGCCAUUCUGCUACGGAACCUCUACAUAGGAUCUUUGAUGAAGAAUUCCAUGUUGAGAAUAGAAACCUGCCUCGUCAAACUCAAGGUCUUGGUCUGACCUGAUGGUCUUAACCUUUUGACCAAAAUGCACAACCACCAUAAUACAGAAACUUUCUUGUAAAUUUCAAGAUUCAAAUGUAGCUUUCAUUAAGUAAGCCCAUAAACUUCUACAACAAUCAUCCACGAUAGUCAAAAAGUAUCAAAAUCUAUUGUAACUCAUUACAUAAUGAGGUCUCCAAAUGUCUACAUGGACUAGAUCAAAGGAUGAUGAAGCUACUAAGUUACUUAAAUCUAAAGGCAGUUUCUUCUACUUAGCAAAGUGACAGGUAUCACAAUGAUCUACUACAAAAUUCUCAACUAUAUGACUACUUUUCUGGAUAUAAUUUUGUCUCAAUGAUGAUGGAUGUCCUGAUUAGUGUCACUAGUCAAGAUUUUAGUGUGAGAAGUUAUAGGUUGUUGUAAUGGUGGGUGACUUCCCUUUGGCAUCAGGGACAAGAACAGAAUGUGAGCAUUAGGACAUUUGGUAAAGAUCUCUAACUUGAUCGGUCAAGCCAACCACCCUCUUAGUAAAAAGUUCCUGAAUUUUACAGUAGGAUGAAUUGAAGGUAAGUGUAACAGGAAGAUUUUUUGCAAUUUUCUCAUUGAGAUCAAAUUUAAAGAAAAGGAUGGUACAUAAAGAACUUGGUAGAUAGUAUGAUCACAAGGUAAUCUUACAAUGCAUAUAUGAGUAGCUUCUGUCAUAUAACCAUUAGGCGGAGUUACAAACAUAUCCUUUAUCACCUUAUAAUCCAAAAAGCAUGAUAAGUUACAAGAUGUAUGGUCAGUAGCUCCUGCAUCAAUAAUCCAUACAUCAACCAACUCCAAUGGGUUUGAUUUAGUGUAUGCAAAAAGAGUUUAUUUGCGCAAAGUUAUGGAAACUUGGCAAGUGUCUGGUGAUAGAAUUAGCCUAAGGAAGGAAACUAGGUGACUUUGGUCUAGAUGCAUUUGGUGAAGUUGGCAAGUGUCUGUUGGAGUACGAUUCACAUUUUGCACAAUCCAACAUUUCAUGAGAGAACCAAAAUAUUAAAGUAGAUUUCCAUGUGAUUGGACAACAUAAUUUGGAUAAGAUUAUUAUAGUUACUCAUAUCAGGUUUGAGCUUCAACUUGCAUAUGUAUUUACCAAGGUGUUUAGUUGACAUCGUCUUAAUUUUCUUCUAGCCAAGAUGGGAGUUACAGUCAUCUACACUCCUCAGCUUGAGGGAGGUAAGAAGACGAUUAACUGAAGAUGAAGAUGAAGGUCAAUUGGGUACGACCCAAUUUAGAGGUUUUGGUUUAACAGGUUCGACUUGGAGGACGACCAUUCGCUCAUUCGCUCCUUGAAUUAAAAAGUACAUUAUGACGUCAUAAUGUCUACACGAUCGUCCUACUUAGUGCUCAUAAUCACCAUUAUCCACUUGUAAUUGGCCAUCUGUAUAGCUCUUAUUCAUCCAUUUAAUUGUUAGUUAGUUUAGUCACUAUUUAGUGAACAUUAGUUGUUCAUCUCUAUAAGUAGUUUUUCUCUGCAACCUAUGGAAGCUUCUUGUAAAGGCUUUUGCCAAUUCAAUGGAACAGUUAGUUUCAUCAAACCAUGUUCUUAUCUUGUGUCCUCUAUUUUGAAUAUAUCCAUUUUGAUAACAUAUAUGUUUCGAUUAUUUAACAUGGUAUCAGAGCCUUCUAUGAUCAAGAGAUCUUUUGUUCAAAACCUAGUGAUCCCAUAUGUUCUGUUAAGAACAUGAUAUUCGGACAUGUGCAAACUUCAAGCCUAUAUGAGUGAACCUCUCCAACAACUCUAGUUAUUGUGAUCAACUGGCCUCCAACUUUAUGACAAUCUUUGCGGUCCACUAUUGGCCAACCUUUGAUUCAUCACCAGGAUUAUGUCUCCAAUAGAAUCGAGUCAAUUCAUGUUCCGACACAGAUCUCUCAUGCUCAGAGAGAUCUGAAUUGGGACUGUUCUAUGUGCGAGGAGCUUGUGACCCUUAAUGCUAAUCACACAUAGACUGUUGUUCCUCGACCACCUUCUAUUGUUACUACUAUCAAUAUUCUGUGGGUUUAUACUCUGAAGGUUAAGUCGGAUGGUUCUCUGUAAUGUUAUAAGGCUCAUAUGGUGGCUCAAGGUUUCAGUCAGGAGUAUGACAUUGAAUUUGAAGAGAAAUAUCAUUAUUGGCCUUCAUUUCCGUCGUACUCUUAAUGAUCCUUCUUUGUUCACUCGACAGUCUUACCUUAGUCUCUUCUUGCUUCUUCUAUACAUAGAUGAUAUUAUUGUGAGUAGUGAUGAUGCCGAGAGGAUUGAAGCUCUCAUGAAGGGUCUUCAUGCUUCUUUAAGUUUGAAGGAGCUACGAUCUCUCUCUUACUUUUUGGGUCGGGAGGUCCACAAUCUCCAGCUAGUAUUCUCCUUUCUCAGCACAAUUAUGUUGAUGACCUUCUCAACAUAUUCUUACUGUGUUUCAAAUUCUACACCCAUGGAGCUAAUAUGAAUUCGGGGAGGGAAAUAUAAAAUAUAGUGCCUCAGGCUUUCUCGGAACCUGAUUAUGCUGGUUGUGUGGAUACAUAUCGUUCCACGAGUGCGUAGUGUGUCCAGUUGGGAGAUUCUUUGAUUUUUUGGCGUGUAAUGAUUUAUUUGACUAUGACGCGCCAAGAUAUCACUUAUAUUGUUCAUAUUGUCACUAUGUUGAUGUUAUUCAUCGAAUUAUACAUCAUCUACAUGAGACUUAUGUAGUUGGUCUUUUUCUUUUCACUUACUGGUGCUUUUCAUGCUUCGGGCUUUCUCGGAUCCUAAUUAUGCUGGUUGUGUGGAUACAUAUCGUUCCACGAGUGCGUGGUGUGUCCGAUUGGGAGAUUCUUUGAUUUCUUGGCAUGUAAGAAACAUGAUCGCAUAUCGAAAUCUUCUAUUAAAGCUAAGUAUCGUGCUAUGUCUGAUGUUACAUUAGAACUUGAGUGGUUGUAAUAGUUACUCGGUGAUCUUGGCGUUGUCUGUGUGGUACACAUGCAGUUGUAUGUGGAUAACACUAGUGCUUUUAAUAUUGUUAUCAAUCUUGUUCUUCAUCAUCGCACUAAACACAAUGAGGUACACAUCCAUUAUAUUCUAGACCUUAUUCGUGAUGGAAUCAUUCGAGUCUUUUACAUUACUUCCGAGGACCAUAUUGCAGAUCUCCUAACUAAGUCCUUCUUUGUUAGUCGUCAUUCUUAUCUCCCUGCAAAUUGGUGAUGCAAGACCUCCAUCAAUUUGUGGAGGGUGUUGAGUUAUGGGUUUUGAGCCCAUGAAUGCAUGUAUCCAUGUACGUAUUUAUGUAGCUUGCGUAGACCUGGUUAGGAGUAACGUAUUGUUGAGUCAUCUCCCUCCCUCACGGCUAGGGUUUGGGAUGUAAGUGUAUAUAUUUGUAAACCUAAACUGCUUUUGUGUUGUGGAUUAGUCUCGACGAUUAUACGUCGAGGGUACCACAUAAAUCGUGUAUUUUUUAUUUUAUCCUUUUUUGAUAGCAUAUAAGUUCCGAUUGUUUAACAUAUUGCUAAUUAAUGGCACAAAUCGUGUUUGCUCUAUUUGGAACCAGGGGCAGAGGAGCUCGAGAAAGAGAUAUAUAAAUUUGGUAUAAGUUAAUUGAUAAUUAAAUUUACGACGUGUAAUUAAAAAAUGAUCGACCUUACAAAUUUUUUAUGCAUGAACAAUAAUGGUGCAUGUCAUCUACUCAAAAUCAAUGGUGUACAUAAUCAAAAUUAACAAAAAAAAAUCCAUCAAAUAGCAACUAACUUAUAAAAAAGUUGUAUUCCAACCAGGGGAGAACGAGAGAACUUAACACUAUGAUCCUCAAGAGGAAAUGAGUAAAUUAGGUAUAAUAGUUAGUUGAGAUUGAAGUUUGAGACGCAUAUAAUUGAGAACUAGUUUUUUACCCGGCCCGUUGGCCGGAGAGAUUUAUUUUACAAUUUAUAUCAAUUAACUUAUUUAUAUGUUUAAAUCAUUUUGAAUUUUUUAAAUAUUUUAUGUUCUUGAUUCAUAAUAGAGUUUGUAGUAUGUCUAUACUGAAAAUUUCCAAUAUUUAGCAUACUCACUUGUGAUGCUUUGAUUUUCUAAACAUAAAUGAUGUCAUUGUCACAUCCCAUUUAGAACUUAUGUCAAAAUUUGUCAACCAAAACACUAAUAUUUAGCGUACGCCAACCUGAACCACACACACAUAUAUAGUUCAAGCUAGCCUGCGCAAGGAAUACGCUAUAAUCUUGAGUUCACACUACCAUACGACCAUUGAGUUUUACUAUUUAUACCCCGAAUUAACCGAAGUUUUUGGGGCAUGAUAUUAUACCCUAACCUCUAAUAGGUGAACUACAGUCCCUAAUUCUCUAACCUCUAAUUUACACACAUACUUCGUCAUACCUAUCUUCUAUCGUAUCUUGAGUAAAUUCAAAAGUAUAGU
This is a messenger RNA of Linum trigynum, 8884 nucleotides long. The record is from the annotation of a GenBank genome assembly. Lineage: Eukaryota; Viridiplantae; Streptophyta; Magnoliopsida; Malpighiales; Linaceae.